Molecule: messenger RNA, 3809 nt
Organism: Peromyscus californicus insignis
Lineage: Eukaryota; Metazoa; Chordata; Mammalia; Rodentia; Cricetidae
Gene: Zfp57
Product: ZFP57 zinc finger protein
Exons: 3
Coding region: 2551-3558 (335 amino acids)
Biological process (GO): regulation of transcription by RNA polymerase II
Cellular component (GO): nucleus
Molecular function (GO): DNA-binding transcription factor activity, RNA polymerase II-specific; RNA polymerase II transcription regulatory region sequence-specific DNA binding
Source: RefSeq, a predicted model, not a curated record
AAUUAAAACUGCUCGGCCAGUAGCUCAGGCCUACCACUUACUAGCUCUUACACUUAAACUCAACCCAUUUCUGUUAACCUAUAUGUUGCCAUGUGUUCCGUGACUUUACCUGUGUGCCAUUACAUGCUGCUUCCUGGACGGUGGACUGGCAUCUCCUCCUCAGUUCUGUUUUUUUUUUUGUCUUUUUUUUUUUUUUUUUCCUCAGAAUUCUCCUUCUCUGCUUAUUCUGCCUAUACAUCCUGCCUGGCUACUGGCCAAUCAGCGUUUUAUUUAUCAACCAAUCAGAGCAACACAUUCACAGCAUAUAGAACAUCCCAUAGUACCUCCCCUUUUCUGUCUAAUCAAAAAGGAAGGGUUUAACUUUAACAUAGUAUAAUUACAUAUAACAAACAGUUAAAAAGCAAGACUUACAAUAUCUAGUCUAUUUGUAUUUUGUAAAAUUAAAGAAAAUAUUCUAUCUAUCCUAUAUUUGUGAGUAAAGUUUCAUAUCUAAUUUAUCUUUUAUCAUAACUAAGCAAAAUUAUAACUAGUCUUCAACUACAUCAAAGACCUCAGAAGGAUAUAAUAUUACCUAAGUAACCAGCAAGUACAUUGUAAGCAACUUCCAAAAAUCUAGAAUGACAGAGAUAGCUGGCUGCCUGGACAGUCAUCCAAAGUUCUUCUGUAACAUUAGGGCAUCCGUUCUUCAGCCAACAGGCCUAGAGUCUCUCAGUUGCUUCUCUGUGUCCUGUAGAAUGUCUGGCAGUUUCCUCUGUGGAGCAGGAACCUGAAGAACCAUCUUGCCUUGCUGUUCUGCCCUCUCAUUGACUCUUAGCCCAGCAACCUCACUUCCUUGUAACUGCCUGUCUGUACAGACCUCCAGGUCUCUAUGGUUGGUACUGGGAUUAAAGGCGUGUGUCACCAUGAUUAGUUGUUCCCUAGUGUGUCCUUGAACACACACAGACUCUGCUUCCCAUGUGAUCGGGAUUAAGGGCAUGUGCUACCACUGCCUGACUUUUGUUUAUGGGCUGGCUAUGUCUUCUGAUCUCUAGGCAAACUUUAUUUAUUAACAUACAAAUAAAAUAUCACCACAUUUCAGCACAAAUAAAGUGUCACCACAUAGGACCUCCCUAUUUGCCUAGUGCCUGGGAGGUAGAGAGUCACAAGGAGUCCCAUUAAUCUUGGGGACCAGACCAGAAGUGACUGAAACCAGAAAGAGAAACAACUAAAGACAUACUGCUCCGUGGAAUAGUUAGCAUGUUAGCUGCUCUACAGGAGCCCAGAAGAUAGAUUAUAGUAGAGGAGAUAGGGAUGGCUCAUGUGUAAAGUACUUGUACAAACAUGAGGGCCCAAUGUUCAGUCUCCACAUAAAAACAAAACAAAAUAAAUCCCACAAGAAACUAGUUGCAGCAGGAUAAUCCCAGAGGCCUUCUGGCCAGAUAACUCUUGUUGCAUUGGUGAUCUCCAGGAUCAAUGAGAGAUUUCUCAAAAAACUAAGGUAGAGGAAGACACACAUGCAUAUAACAAGAUUACCAGUGAAGUCCGACAGUGGAAGGGAGAAAGAUCAGGUAGAGAAAUGCAAGGCCACGGUCUCUCUGAGGUUUCUUACCCAGUUCCCUGUCUGUGGAUCUAGUGGAACUUCAGAUUGUUCCAGGCCAAACGGGGGGAAAAAGGGAAUUACAAGAUUUGUCUAUCUCCCAUACCACCCUAGCAUUCUUCACAGAUUUUGUAAGAGUAGCCAUUAAUUUUUUCACUUCUCUAUAUUCAGUGAUUUCCUUCUUUGUAUCCAUCCUCUCCUUUCUGUAAACCACAGCUCCUGACUUUGUGCCCUUCUUCAUACUUGUUCUUUUCUUUCAUGGCAUUAUCUUUCUCUUAGGUUUGAAUUCUCUAAAUCUUGAGACUAUGUCAGUAUUUUAUAGUCCAGAUGAGAACAUUACACACUGCCAUGCAUAUAAGGCCAAAUAGGAGUCCUUCAUUUAAGCUGGUGACCAGGAGCAGGCUAGCGCCUUGGAAAAACUCUUGGCAUAGAAGCUUGGGUACAGACAAAAACCACAUUGUCAGGAAUAGGUUAGGGGAACCUGGUAAUAUUGCUUUGGCUACACAUUUCAGAUACUUGGUUAUGAGUUUGGGCUAUGGUCAGGAUCAUAGAAAAUCCUGAAUGUGUUGCCAAGGCUGAUGUAACUGUUUAGAGGGUCCCUAAGCAGGCACAAAGUCAGGGCAAGAUGGUGUUAUCUCAGUCACUUGAAGUCUAUGUAUUUACAUUCUCAAGUCUUCCCAGCCACUCCAGAUACCAAUCACUUACGAGGACGUGGCAGUGGAUUUCACCCAGGAAGAGUGGGAAUGUCUGACUGAGAAGCAGAAGGCUGUUUACCAGAAUGUGUUGUCAGAAACCUUUAAGAACCUGACAUUUGUAGACAGUCACGGUAGUGCAUCUCAUCACUCGGAAGAAUGGAGAGUUCAGAGCCAGCUUGCACAGUGAGACAAAGACAACAAAACUAUGCCUCCCACCCACCCAAAAUAUAACUCCACUCACAGCCAAAAUAUUUUCUGCCUAAACCAGAUCAGAACACCAUGCAAAAUGGAAAAGGACGGAGGAGAUCAGGUUUCCAUCCCCCAAAGACAGCAGGACGCAAGAGAAAAUCUCAAAAACCUAGCUCAAACCUGGAAGAUGAGGAGAGAGAUGAUGAAGAGAAGACCUCUCGUGCUUGCACAGGGAUAUUCAAAGGUGGACCUCUCUAUUUCUGUCUGACCUGUGGCAAAUGUUACAAAAAGUACACCAACGUCUUUAAUCACCAGUUUCCUUUGAAGGCCCAGCAGACUACUGGCCACAAAGCCCUCGGCUCCAAGCCCCAGAAUCGUAGAGGGAGACCUUUCGCUUGUGAGCUCUGUGACAAGAAUUACCGUGAUGCCUCUGGACUGAGCCGUCACCGACGUACUCAUUUAGGUUAUAGGCCCAGUUCAUGCUCUGUGUGUGGAAAACGCUUCCGGGAUCAGUCUGAGGUCAAACGCCACAUGAAGGUACACCAAAACAGGAAGCCAGUGGCUAGCAGCCAGGAGCGUAAGGUGAAGGCUCCACGUACAUCACCUAGAUCCCAGGCUCCCAUCCUCAGGCACUCAAAAGUGAUCCAGGGACCAGUGGCCAGGACUAAGACAAGGAACAGCAGAGCCUCAUCCUUGGAUGUCAGAUCCAACCCUAUUCCAGUGAGAUGCUCUAGAAGAAAGAUCCGCUGCCCCUAUUGUUCAGUACGUUUAACCAGGAAGACCUAUUUCUUAACCCACCUCAAGUUCCACUUCAAAAAUCAGCCCAACCAAUACUUAAGUUGCAAGGAGUCCUCCCAGUCGUCUGUGAUGAUAGGCUCCCACCGGAACACCCACAGGAAGCAAAAUAUCUACUGUUGCCCCAUCUGUGAUAUCUGCUUUAGGGGAAAGGAAAGCCUGCUGGAUCACUUGUGCUGUAAGAGAUCAGGCAGACCCAUUAAGUGCUGGGCAAUCCUGGGUCAUUUGCUUGGCUUUCUUUAUGAACCCUUGUGUCUGGGAAAUACUUCAACAGUAGAGGAGUCCUCGGAGGAGGAUGAAUGAAAAAAUGAAAUCCAAUCCAGGAAGACAAGAUGAAAUAAGCAUGCAGUGAGAAUCCUGAAGCAUAAAUAAAAGACCUGUUUGGGGCUGGUGAGAUGGCUUAGUGGCCAAAGGAGCUUGCUACUCAAGUCUGACCUCCUGAAUUUGAGCCCUGAGACCAUUGUGACAGAAGGAAAGAACCUAUUCCUGACCUCACACAUGUCCCACCCCUCACAUCUCUCCCCACCCCCACAAAAUAAAUAUAAUUUUUAAAA